AUGAAAUUUGUAUUGCUCAAAGACUAUAAUGAAAUCUCAACUUUUGCGGCUGAAUUUGUUUGUAAAAGAAUUGUUGAUUUUUGUAAAGAAAAUGAAAAUAAUAACAAAUUUUUUGUUUUGGGUCUUCCUACAGGAAGUACUCCAAUCGGAAUGUAUUCAAAACUGGUUGAAUUUCACAAAAUGGGAAAACUUUCAUUUAAACGUGUAAAAACUUUUAAUAUGGAUGAAUAUGUUGGAAUUUCUCCUCUACAUUCACAAAGUUAUCGACAUUUCAUGUUUGAAAAUUUAUUUAGUCACAUUGACAUUGAUCCUUUGAAUAUUGACAUUCCAAAUGGGCAAGCACCUUCUCUUUUAGAUGAAUGCAAUCGUUAUGAAGAAGCAAUUCGAACGGCUGGAGGAAUUGAUUUAUUUGUUUCUGGCAUUGGAUCAGAUGGACAUUUAGCUUUUAAUGAGCCUGGCAGCAGUCUAAACAGUCGUACACGUGUCCAGGCACUUAAUAAUGAAACAAUUUUAGCAAAUUCACGUUUCUUUCAAAAUGAUUGUAGUCAAGUUCCUAUAAAGGCAAUAACUGUUGGUGUUGGCACUUUAAUGGAAGCUAAAGAGAUUUUGGUUCUGGCAAGUGGUUCUCAUAAAGCUUUAGCUGUACACAAGGCUGUGGAAAAGGGAAUUUCUCAUAUGUGCACUGCCAGCGCUUUGCAAUCACACAAUAAUUGUAUUUGGUUGGUGGAUGAGGAAGCCUCUCAAGAAUUAAAAGUCAAAACUGUCAAUUUUUACCGUUCUCAAUUGCCCGAAUAUCAUAAAAUUUUAUCAAAUAUAACACCACCAUUGCAUCAACAACCCUGUAACAUAACUAACAACCACAACAAUAAAAACUGCUUAAAUUAA
This is a messenger RNA of Meloidogyne enterolobii, 885 nucleotides long. The record is from the annotation of a GenBank genome assembly. Lineage: Eukaryota; Metazoa; Nematoda; Chromadorea; Rhabditida; Meloidogynidae.